AUGGGGCCCAUGUCGUCAUACCUCGACGAUGGCCACGGCGAACACGUCGAGGACUUCAUCGACAAUGUCGAAAUCAACGUCAACCCCGCCGAGGACGUGUCCUACGGCCGCAGUGGCUUCCGCGGCCUUGCUUAUUCGCCGUACGUCGGCGGCGCCGCCCUUCUGGCUUCGCUCGGCGGCUUCUCCUUUGGCUACGACCAGGGCGUUAUCUCCAUCAUCAACGUCAUGAAGCAGUUCCACGACGUCUUCCCUGAAGCCGCGACCCCCUUUGGUAAGGGCUUCAUGACGGGUAUGCUCGAGUUUGGCGCGUUCCUCGGAUGUUUGUUCAUGCCUACGCUGGCCGAUAAGAUUUCCAGUAAGAGGGCGCUCGCGGCCGUCGUGGUCGUCUUCAAUAUCGGUGCUAUCAUGCAGACUGCGGCGCCGAAUUAUGGCGUUUUGGUAGCUGGUCGGACUAUCGGUGGUAUUGGUGUUGGUACACUUGCAAUGGGUUCUCCGAUUUACAUUUCCGAAAUUGCACCACCUAACCUUCGAGGCACUCUUCUCGUCCUCGAAUCUGUCUCCAUCGUCCUCGGGGUUGUCGUCUCCUUCUUCAUCACCUACGGAACCCGCCACAUGACCGGUGAGAUCGCCUUCCGUCUCCCUCUCGGUCUGCAGAUGAUCUGCGCUACCGGCCUCGGCAUCGGCAUCCUCUUCUACCCCUAUUCUCCUCGUUGGCUCGCCCUCGUCAACAGGUCCCAGGAAGCUCUUGACUCCCUCGUCCGCCUCCGCCGACUGCCCGCUGAUGACCACCGCGUUCAAGCAGAGCACCGGGCCAUCAUCAGUGAGGUCGAGGUGCAAAAGAUCAUGCAGGAAAAGCACCACCCCGGAAAGCGUGGCCUGAGGCUCGAACUUGCUGGUUGGCUGGAUCUUUUCUCCCCCCGUCUCUGGCGUCGUACGGCGGUUGCGCAAGUCGUGGCCGUAUUCCAACAAUUAAGCGGAAUAAACGCGUUUAUACACUACGCCCCGACGUUAUUCCAGUCCCUCGGACAGUCGGAGGAGAUGGCCCUGGUCAUGUCCGGUGUAUUCAACGUUCUCCAGCUCGUCGCCGUGUGCGUAUGCUUCUUCGUUAUCGACAAAGUGGGACGUCGGCCACUUGCCAUCCUCGGUGGUCUGGGCGGCGGCACCUCAUGGGGCAUCAUGGCAAUUCUCACAGGUGUAUAUUCCAAGAACUGGGGCGCCAAUCCUGCUGCGGGCUGGGGCGCUGUCGCCAUGGCCUUCAUCUUCGUCCUCCUUUACGGAGUCUCCUACUCCCCUCUCGGCUGGGCCCUUCCCGCGGAAGUUUACCCCAACUCACACCGCUCCAAGGGCGUGGCCCUGGCUACCGCGACCGUAUGGCUCUUCAACUUCAUCGUCGGCGUUGCGACUCCGCCCAUGAUGGACAAGCUCGGGUUCAGAACCUACGUCUUUUUCGGUACCUGGUGCUUCAUUGCCUCAGUCUGGGCCUUCUUCCUCAUCCCGGAGACCAAGGGAAAGACUCUGGAGCAGAUGGACGAGGUUUUCAAAGAUACGUCUGCGCAGGAGGAGAAGGAGAUCAUCAGGCAGCAGAUUCUCUCCCAGCUUAUGGGUACGAUUACGGGCUAUGGGAUAUGA
Colletotrichum phormii is the source of this 1629-nucleotide messenger RNA. Its product is annotated as hexose carrier protein. Gene Ontology annotation, cellular component: membrane. The record is from RefSeq and is a predicted model, not a curated record. The transcript is spliced from 4 exons. Gene Ontology annotation, molecular function: carbohydrate:proton symporter activity. NCBI's taxonomy places the organism in Eukaryota, Fungi, Ascomycota, Sordariomycetes, Glomerellales, Glomerellaceae. Gene Ontology annotation, biological process: transmembrane transport; carbohydrate transport. Bases 1 to 1629 code for a protein of 542 amino acids.